Molecule: messenger RNA, 674 nt
Organism: Porites evermanni
Lineage: Eukaryota; Metazoa; Cnidaria; Anthozoa; Scleractinia; Poritidae
Source: the annotation of a GenBank genome assembly
AUGGAGAGUCUGUUGGGCAGUCCAGUGGCAUUGAGCCUUCCUGUAAGAGGGUCUGUAGGUCACAACUUCAAACAUUUGACAUUGAUAAAUGUGAAAUUUGUCAGAAGGACAAAGUCAAGAAAGGCUACGGCAAAGGAGCAAGAACAAGAGAACCACUUACACUGAACAUUAGUGAAUUUGGUAGUGCCACUCUGAUAAAAGCAGCCCGGAUUUGGAAUGACAGCUGCAUGCUAUUGCACAUUGAUGGACGAGACACUAUAGCUAUGGAGAUCAAGUAUCAUCGAAAAUGCUACAAAAAUUAUGUCCACCCAGAGCAACUGGCUAAGUUAGAAGAGCAGAAUUGUCAAGAAAAAGAUGCUGGAACUGAGGGUUAUGACAAAGCAUUUGGUAAAGUCAAAGAAUUUGUUGAAAAAGAAGUCAUCGCUGCGGCAAAAGCCAUUCCGAUGUCAACCCUUAUUGAAAAAUACACUUCCUUCCUUACAGAAGAAGGAGUAGAUGUAGUGACGUACAGAUCCACUAGGCUGAAGAACCGCCUUACGCGUUUUUUUGGAGAGCGACUGUCCUUUCAUCGACCAUCGAACAAAAACCAAUCAGAAUUAGUCUAUGGUUCGCACUUUAAAACAGGAGAGGUGGUAGAAACUAUGCUUAAGAGUACUACGUCUGUUGAUGAAGAG